Messenger RNA from Chinchilla lanigera (long-tailed chinchilla), 1370 nucleotides. It is a transcript of the gene Tm4sf18, whose product is annotated as transmembrane 4 L six family member 18. The record is from RefSeq and is a predicted model, not a curated record. Bases 225 to 881 code for a protein of 218 amino acids. The transcript is spliced from 5 exons. Gene Ontology annotation, cellular component: membrane. Lineage: Eukaryota; Metazoa; Chordata; Mammalia; Rodentia; Chinchillidae.
UAGUUUGCAGGAGAACCGCGGACAGGGCGCCCCCAAGGUUCCCUGGAGGCCUCCGCUGGUUUGCCUGCGAGGGUCGGUGACGGCGUCCAGCUGGGGCCCCAGCCAGUUUCCUGUCAAGUUCAGCAGCACCACCUAUGCGCAGUUCUCCGUGAAUUUUGUCAGCAUCCCCAGAAAAUUGUCUUUCCUGCCAGCCUCAGCUUGUGGGCUCCCCGGUUCCAAGCAAAAUGGGGUCUUGGAAGUAUGGAGGCUGCCUAAGCUGUCUGCUGAUUCCUCUUGCUCUUUGGAGUAUCAUUGUGAAUAUAUUAUUGUAUUUCCCAAAUGGGCAAACUUUUUAUGCAUCCAGCAAUAAGCUCACCAGCUACGUGUGGUAUUUUGAAGGACUCUGUUUCUCAGGAGUAAUGAUGCUUAUAGUAGCUGCAGUUCUCCUUGUACUGGACAAUGAUAACCGCUAUAAAUGUUGCCAGAGUGAAAACUGCAGCAAAAAGUACAUGAAACUGCUGUCCGUUAUCUUUUCUGCCUUUGGGAUUGCUGUCUCCGGAUACUGCCUGGUCAUCUCUGCUUUGGGUCUUGUCCAGGGCCCGUACUGCCGCACCCAGGAUGGCUGGCACUACGCAUUUGAAGGCACUGCAGGACGUUUCCUUACAAAUUCUAGCAUAUGGAGCCGGUGUCUGGAACCUGCACACGUAGUUGAAUGGAAUGUCAUUUUGUUUUCCAUUCUCAUAACCCUCAGUGGGCUUCAAGUGAUCAUCUGCCUCAUCAGAGUAGUCAUUCACUUAUCGAAGAUCCUGUGUGGAACCUAUUCAGUCAUCAUCCAGGUAACAGAUACACACAGCUCUCUCUGUACCUCCUCCACUUUACUCUUACUUCUCAAAAUUCAAUGAGUACUGUUCAAAGGUUUCUAGAAUUUCAACACCCCUCCAUUUCUACUACUUCAUCCUUAUUCAAGCUCUAAAAUCUCAUUUUUUUUUCUGAUAUUCCAAUGUGUCGAUCCACUUCUCUAUAUGAAUUGAAUCAACUCAAUAAAUGUAAACUCUACACUCCAUGUUGUAUGGGGAGGACCAUCCAGCAGUUUUGAAUGAGCAACAUUUCAUUGUUCUAUGUAGAGAUACCCCAAAGCAUGAAGAAAUUUUGCCAUUUAUUGUUUUCUUAUUCAUAAGUUAAUUAAAGGCUUAGAAACUUAUCUUAUUGAAAUAACUUCUCUGAACUACUAAAUCAUUUUUAUAUUGUAUGCAUUAGCAUGAAAUUUGAAGAGGGAAAAUGUGUCUUUAUCCUACUGAAGUUAUUUCAACUUUAUCUGCUAAAAUCCCAAUAUUAAUUCAGUUAUGGUUGAAACUGCUAAUAAGUACAAAAUAAAAAAUUAUAAAUGAAAA